GCAAUUUCCCAUUGACAUGAACACUCCUUACCCAUAACCCACCGCGGUCGUUCUUGGUUUUUAGUGGUGAAAAUGGCGUCGAGGGCACCAGUGGCAACAGGCAGGCUCCUGUAUGGGCUCCGCAAAUGGUAUUACAACCUGUCCGGCUUCAACAAGCUUGGCUUAAUGCGCGAUGACGUGCUCUAUGAGGAUGAAGAUGUGACGGAGGCCCUGAAGAGGAUUCCAGAAUCCCAGUACUUUGACAGGCAGUUCAGGAUCAAAAGAGCUCUGGAUCUCUCCAUGAAGCAUCAGCUCCUCCCUAAAGAACAGUGGACUAAAUUUGAAGAGGAUAACGGUUAUCUGCUACCAUAUGUGGAGGAGGUGAUCCGUGAGAGGAAAGAAAAGGAAGAGUGGAUAAAGAAAUAGAUGGUUCUGGACCUGUUAAUCCUUGUCCUCCGUUUUUCCCUGGUGUAUUUAAAAUGAAAUCUUACCUAUAUAAAACAGUACUCAUUAAAAAAUUGUACAUUUUGUACAAGA
Messenger RNA from Cottoperca gobio, 516 nucleotides. RefSeq names its product ubiquinol-cytochrome c reductase binding protein (gene uqcrb). Gene Ontology annotation, biological process: mitochondrial electron transport, ubiquinol to cytochrome c. The transcript is spliced from 4 exons. NCBI's taxonomy places the organism in Eukaryota, Metazoa, Chordata, Actinopteri, Perciformes, Bovichtidae. The coding region runs from base 73 to 405 and encodes 110 amino acids. Gene Ontology annotation, cellular component: respiratory chain complex III. The record is from RefSeq and is a predicted model, not a curated record.